Pleuronectes platessa (European plaice) is the source of this 3448-nucleotide messenger RNA. RefSeq names its product Serine/threonine-protein kinase pdik1l-B-like. NCBI's taxonomy places the organism in Eukaryota, Metazoa, Chordata, Actinopteri, Pleuronectiformes, Pleuronectidae. Bases 186 to 1397 code for a protein of 403 amino acids. The transcript has 4 exons. Gene Ontology annotation, biological process: axon extension; protein autophosphorylation; autophagosome organization. Gene Ontology annotation, cellular component: autophagosome; cytoplasm. The record is from RefSeq and is a predicted model, not a curated record. Gene Ontology annotation, molecular function: protein serine/threonine kinase activity; ATP binding.
UACAAAAUUAGACCCGGAAGUUUUCCUCUGCCUAUUUGUUUGCGUAGUUUAAUAACAAUUUUAAAAAAAGCUAUACUCGUAGAACAUGGCGCCGAGCGGCUCGUCAAACGUGUAGAUCACAGAUUCACGUCGAGGUAUCGCUCGUGAAACCAGCCGCAGAAUCGUGGGUCUAGCUCCUGUAAAACAUGGAGGAGCUCUACACUUUAGAGAAGGAGGUAGGACGAGGCAGCUAUGGCGUGGUCUUUGAGGGACAUGUGGUCAAAACAGGACAGAAGGUGGCCAUUAAGCGGCUGCCCUGCAGCAACCCGGAGUGCAUCGAGCUCUACCUGCAAGAGCUGUGGGCCAUGAGAGCCACAGCCAAGAACCACAUCAACGUCAUUGCACUCCACAGCUGUCUCCUGCAGACAGGCCCCAGAAGCUUGAAGCCCCUGAAACCAGGGAAACUGCCUCUACGUCUGGUUGAGAGCGUGCUGAAGGGCAGUGUGGUGGGAGCAGCACAGAGUCAGGAAAGGAUUCACGCCCAGGCGACCGCCAUGAAGAGGACGUAUUCUCUCUCCAGGCUUCAGGACAGGACCAACACUGUCCAGGUCAGGCCUAAGCUCCAGGACACAACCAAAUCAAAUGCAUCUGAUGCUACAACCCCGCAACGGCCUCAAAACCAAGCCAGAAAGAGACGGGCCCAGAGCGAGGGGGAGCAGCCGGGACCCCUGCGAUGCCUGGCCCUGUGGCUCGUGAUGGAGUACUGUGACGGGGGCGACUUGAAUCAGUACCUGCUCUCCAGGCCGCCAGAUGCCCAGCGUAACCACAGUGUGGUGCGACAGCUUUGCCGAGCUGUGGCCUUCCUGCAUGGCCUUGGCAUCACCCAUCGAGACCUGAAGCCUGACAAUGUGCUGGUCUGUGUCACAUCAAAAGGCCCUGUCGUCAAGGUGGCAGACUUUGGUCUGAGCAAGAUGAGUGAAGGUCUGGUGGACGGGGUUGAAAACAUGCAGCACUUCUCAUCCACCUGUGGCUCCGACUUUUACAUGGCUCCAGAGGUGUGGGGUGGACUGACUUACACGGCCCAGGCGGACAUCUUCUCGCUAGGUGUGAUGUUCUGGGCGGUUCUGGAAAGAAUCACAUUUCUGCAAGAAGGGACCACACAGGAACAGCUGGGCGCCUACGUGUGUAAGGGUCGCUCGGGCUGGUUGAUGCCGCUGGGGGAAGCCUUGUGGGAGAACGCCGACCUCCAGCUGUGUAUCCCAAUGAAGUUUAAGAGAGCGCCCCCGCUGCCACCCCCUCCCGGUCCAUCUACGUGCACUCUGCUUUUAGAAUUGCUCGCCUCAAACCCGGAUGCCCGGCCCCCGGCAGACCAGCUGGAGGCCAGAGUGCGAUCCGCUCUCAAAGAGGACUCCCACUGACACAAAGUGCGCCUAAGCGACCAUUAUGGCUCUUACCACUGUACCCACUACACAGAAAUAUUGACUGUGCGCCCUCGGACCACAGUGCUUCCUAUGUGUGUCAACAGGAACCACUUUGCUGCCACUGGGAAGUAGGGAUAACAAAUAUGUAUGAUUAUAUGGAAUUGAAGGUGCUAUUUCUGUCACUGAAACGGCAGCGCAGUUUAGAAACUGUGUAGAAAAACCAGAAAAAUGGAAAAUGGGGUUGAAAUAGAAGAGGUCCUUCUGACCCCCGAGAGCCUCUCGAGGAAAUCAGUCUAUUGGCCUUGGACCCCUGUAAUGCACUGCAGACUAAACACGCAAUGAUACUCAAGCAAGUCUUUAUAGAGAUCCAGUGGGACUCGCUGAGUUUCCUGUAAGCACCGUGCUGUUUAGGCACACAGGCGUUUGACAGAGAAAAUCUAUUUUGGUAAGUAUAGAGCAGAAAUUAAUGAAAUGGUUUGAUGUUAGUGCUUGUAAACAGACCAGUAUUUGACUGACUCCACAUUCUGCUGUAUUACAGUUACUGAAUAUGACAUUGAUUUUUGGACAUUGAUGUUUUAACUUAAUUUGUACUGGCCUUCCUGGCCAAGGUAUUUCCACCUCCCACUGAUGUGGCAUGGAUUGAACAGUCCGCUUGGUUCCCAGAUUUAUUAAAUACAUAAAGAAAUGAAACAAAACAUGAAACAGAUGUCCGUCCUUUGUAAUGCAAGGAUAGUCCUGUAAUAAACCCCAUCUGUAAAACAACUUAUGCAAGUCUUUAUUGAGGGUUUUAUGUCAACAUUAAUUCGGUCGUGAGGCUGUAGUGUUUUGUUUUAUUGGAAUGCAUAAUAUAGUGACAUGUUUCUAACAUUUGUUCCAAAUACAGUAUAUGUAAAUGAGCGACUCCCAAAUAAUACAACCUCAAUAUAAUGAACUUGAUCUCUACACAAUGUAAAAAAGAGAAGGAGCAAAAAUGGUUGUAAGUUAGAAAGUUGUGUGAGAAUUGUAUUUAUUGCAGGGCUUUAAUAUUCUAAUGUUUAUCCUGCUUUCUUUAAUUAGCUUUUUAUUGAUGUAAGAAUGGGUCUUAAGAGAUGAUUGUGUUUGACACAUUUUGCUUCAUGCUUGAGCUGAGCCAUAAGGCCAACAAUUAUUUCAAGUUUACAUCAGUCAAUAUAAAAAAUUUGCACUAUAUGUCACAUUAUUUCUUAAGUUUAAGGACUUAAUUCUUGUCCUGAGUGAAGGCGUUGGUUUCAAACUACACUAUAUGAGUAUGACCACCACUAGAUAAACAGAACAUUUAACCCCUUAAUGCCUGAAUUAAUUUCCAAUUAUAUUUUUAAAAAAAAAUUGUGUUUUUGGCUGUCAUACAGAUGCUAAAUUAAUUGGAGAUUGUUCAUUUCAAUAUAGCAUAUACAGUAGAUAUAAAAUUAAGGUAUGAGGCAAAUUAGCGACAUUAGGCAUAAAUGGGUGUAACCUUAAUUUAACACAUUUUCCAGUCUCUGGUAUGUAGAUUGAUGCUGCUUUUGCUUGAAAUUGAAUAACGUAUGUUUCUGUACAAUCAUUGCUGUUCCAUCAUUACAGUAUUUCAAAUACAGCUUAAUACCUCAAAAUAACUUUGCUGAACAGUCCCAACGGGCUAGUAUGUAUUUUCCACUCUGACCACUAGAUGUCGGCAGAGUGCUUCCAAUACCUUCCUUGGUAUGUGUAGUAUUUGCACCAUCAGGCACAAUCGUCACCUCGGCUGCAUUAAGACCUGAAUGGGAUUUGAGGCGAAUUCGCGACAUUCGUCCACAAGGGGUUAAACAUCUGUAAACUAUCAAUUACAUGUAACUCCUUAUUGUAUCUUCACAAUGCAUACGGAUUAUAUCUGUAUAUUGCUUUUUUUGAUGCUGUGAUCAUAUUUUAUGUCCCAGCCUUUAUUUAUACAUAAUUUUAAGAACCGAUUGUAAGGGUCUUAUUGAGAUUUUUUUUCUCUCUUUCACCAGUUUUUCUUUGGUUCAGUAACAUUUUCUGCUGCUGCUUUUUAAAAUUAAAAGUUUACUCCAACUGUG